CACCCCUAUCACCUCCCUUUAACCUGUAGGAGGUGUCUGUGCGGAGUGAGAGAAAGGACAGUGGUGCUCCAGGCGACGGACUGCAAGAGCCUACCCAGCCUACAACACAUGGGGACAGUAAUCAACCACCCAGGAGCAUACAGUACAGAGCUCAUCUGAUCUGUCAAAUUCAAGACUGGAGUGUUGCUUGUACUUGGAGACAUCCUUUCUAGCAUUGGAAGUAGCAGUGACAGCCAGCCCUAGCAGCAGGCAGUAGGUAGGCAGCGAGCAGAGAGAGGUGUGUGUGUGUGUGUGUGUGUGUGUGUGUGUGUGUGUGUGUGUGUGUGUGUGUGUGUGUGUGUGUGUGUGUGUGUGUGUAACCUGGCCUGCCAGUUCCGGGGAGAGCGGAGGAGUACUGUUACACUCCCUGACAGACCUUAUACAUGUUUCAUCUGCUGCUUGGAGAACAGACGGGGUGUUUGUUGUCUAUUUCAGCCCUCUCUCCUGGCCCGAGACGCUGCUGCAAACCGUUAGCCCUGUUGUCGCCUGACGACCAGCAACAGCCACACAUCUCCCCAAAGCUGAGGACCAGGCCAGGCCCCGGGUAUCUGAAGGACUCACCUACUCACCUGUCAGGUCAUGCACAGGGACAUGGAGUAAGCGAACUUUGAAAACUAGUGGUAAGGAUCCAGGAGAGUAUAUAAGGCUAUAUGAGAGAUCAGUAAAUGAGGACGACCCUGGAUUUUUAAGUGUCUCUGUGCUGUUGCAGCAUCUUGGCACCUGACUCAACAACCAGCUACCGCCUCAGCUUCCGCCAACUACAGCUCCCAGCAAGCCUGCCAACUGCUAAAACGGCGAGCCAGCCAGCACUUCUCCUCCAAUAUCCACUGUCCUUGACCAUGAACGAGAACUUACGGCCCCCAUCACUCCAGGUGAGCGUUCCCCGCGAUGCCCCUGCCUACUCGGAUGGGGGGAACGGCGGGGUCUCAGAUGACCCUGUGUGGUCAAGCUUGUCCACCCCAACGCUACGACGCAAGCGCUUCAAGAUGAGGCGCAUGAAGAACGCGCCCAGUGAGAGGGAGAAGGACAGGGGCAGGCUGGUGAAGGGGUGGCUAGCCUCCACCCGCUCCCACUCGGGCUCCAAGGAGUACCUGCAGCUGCCCUCCAUCGAGAUCACCCGGUCCAGCGACGAGGAUGGGGCCUCCUGGUCCAAUUUCUCUACGCCCAGCGCCUCACCCCGACGCAAGCGCUUCCUGCUCCGCAAGUGGCUGAGGGUGAGAGAGAAGAAGGAGCACACCGGCAGCGAGAGCAGCAGCCAGCAGAGCAGCCAGCAGAGUAGCCAUGACGAUGACUCCACUCGCUCCCUGACUCCCUUCAACCUAGAGGAGAGGUCUGACAGUGCAGCGGACAAGAUCAGCACUGCCAGUAACUCCAACAGGAGCACGCCCGCUUGCUCGCCCGUCUUGCAUCCUAAACGCUCACGCUCGCCCACGCCCCAGAGCCUGGAGCCUGGUGAGAACAUGGUGGAGAAGGGCCACUCUGACCACUCUGACAAGUCCCCCUCCACCCCCGAGCAAGUGGUACAGCGAACCUACUCUCUGCAGUCCGCCCGCAGCGGAGGCAAGAACUCCAAGAAGAGCCAGAGCUGGUACAACCAUGAAAGACAACACAUCCUGAGAGUGUUGAGCCCCACAUAUAAACAGCGUAAUGAGGACUUCAGGAAGCUCUUCAAGCAGCUACCGGACACAGAGCGACUCAUCGUGGAUUACUCCUGCGCCCUGCAACGAGACAUCCUCCUGCAGGGCCGACUCUACCUCUCAGAAAACUGGAUCUGUUUUUAUAGCAACAUCUUCCGCUGGGAAACGCUGCUGACAGUGAGGCUGAAGGACAUCUGCACCAUGACAAAGGAGAAGACAGCCCGCCUCAUCCCCAACGCCAUCCAGGUGUCCACAGACGGUGACAAGCACUUUCUCACCUCAUUUGGAGCGCGGGACAGGACCUACAUGAUGAUGUUCAGGUUAUGGCAGAAUGCACUGCUGGACAAACCCCUGUGCCCCAAAGAGCUAUGGCACUUUGUCCAUCAGUGUUAUGGCAACGAGCUUGGCCUGACCAGUGACGACGAGGACUAUGUUCCCCCUGACGACGACUUCAACACCAUGGGGUUCUGUGAGGAGAUUCCUAACGAGGAGAAUGAGAUCAGUAAUGACAACUUGUCUAAGAGCAGUGCCGAGGCCAAGCACGAGGGCAGCCCUCCAUCCAUACACAAGAAAUGCAUCAUCACCAACAGCACCAUCAGCUCAACCAUCAGCAGCGAGCCCCUCUCUGUGAGUCUCAGCGACAUAAUAGAGUAUGACCUCCCUCCAGACGAAUACAUCGACUGCCUCCCUAACGGGGAGCUGCUGGCCUUGCCCCUGGUGCUGGAGCAGAGGCUAGCGGAGGCCAGCGGCCUGGUGCCCUCAACCUCCCUAGACUUCAACGACAAUGAAGACAUCCCCACCGAACUCAGUGACUCCUCAGAGACCCACGACGAGGCAGGGGAAGUGCAGGCCUUCCACGAUGACCUUAAAGGGAGACAGUACAUCGAUGAGGUUUACAAGUUCAGUGUGGACAAGAUGUACGACAUCCUCUUCACAGAAUCCCAGUUUAUGACCGACUUCAUGGAGCAGCGCAGGUUCUCUGAUAUAGUGUUUCACUCCUGGAAGAAGGACGACGCAGCGGGGAACCAGACGAGAGAGAUCAUGUACACCAUCUCCCUGUCCAACCCGCUGGCCCCCAAGACAGCCACUGUCACAGAGACCCAGACACUGUACAAGGCUAGCCAUGAGAGUGAGUGCUACAUCAUCGAUGCUGAGGUCAUCACACACGACGUGCCCUACCACGACUACUUCUACACGCUCAACCGUUACAUGCUGACACGGGUGGCCAAGAACAAGUGCCGUUUAAGGGUGUCCACUGAGCUGCGUUACAGAAAACAGCCAUGGGGAUUAGUGAAGGGCUUCAUCGAGAAGAACUUCUGGAGCGGGCUGGACGAGAACUUCCGCCAUCUUGAGUUGGAGCUGUCGAAGGUGGAGGAUGUGGUGUUGGAGUCGGCCCGGCCCUCUCCCAAGGUCAAGGUGGUGAAGACGUCUGUGAGGCGGAGGAAAAGACCACUGGUCCAAUUACGGAGCCAGCACCUGGACGACGCCCUCCUCAGCCCUGUCACCACGCCAACCGACGACGAGGUCAUCCACCGCAUCAAACAUGUGGGCGUGACAGGUUCCACUCAGACCAGGCACAUGCCUGAGCACCUCCCUGGAGGCAUUGCCCUCUACAGUGUCUCCAAACUGCUGCUCAUCAUCAGCUUUGUGAUCUGUCUAAGCCUGGUUUUGCUGGUGUUGCUCAACAUGAUGCUGUUCUAUAAGCUGUGGAUGCUGGAGUAUUCUGCACAGCCUCUUACCACCUGGCAAGGGCUGCGGAUACAUGAGAAUAAACUGCCCCAGACGCAAAUGGAGUGGGCCCAGCUCCUGAAGUCCCAACAGCGUUACCAUGAUGCUGAGCUGCAGAAGUGGAGAGAGAUCAUCAAAUCCUCCGUGGUACUAUUAGACCAGAUGAAAGACUCUCUAUCGAACCUUCAAAAGGGCAUUGACUUAAGGGACUACAGCUCAGAAGCUGAGGAGAAAAGAAGCCGUUACCACUGACAUACGACCUUAGGCCAUGCGGGCAGGGUGUGCAAUAUAGGAGCUGUUUGUGAUUAAGUAUGCAAACAAACAAAGAGAGACAAGAGAUCGACCAACCGCGAGGCGAGCUGGGCCCAGUGUGACAGGGAUGGCUGCCUGCUGACGCCCCCCCCCCCUCAGCUCACAGAGGUCACGAUCCCGCAAGUCAGACUAUGGAUAGGAAGUGCACCUAUCACAGAAAGGAAAUUAACAGUGGUGGUGUUCCCACAGCACUGAAGCAUUGUGGGAAGGUGACAGCCCAGCUUACCUUGACCCCACUUCUGUCUCUUAUUUUUCUUUGUCUUUUAAUGUUGGAAGGACAUCGUCCUAUCAGCCGUUGCCAUGUGGGGAAUAGAGGACAACAAAAGCUCAGCAUGUGAUUUUACUCCUCACCUUAACUUUCUCGAUGAGCGUCUGUCUGUGGUUCCAUUCCUGCUCUGUGAGUGUCUAAAGAGGAACAACUGGGGUCCUACAGUCUCUAGGCUUUCUACACUCCCUUGACUGUUCCAAACCGACCAUCUCCUCAAGGUCCACGCUGCAGUGUCCCUUUUAUUAAACCCUCUGAUCUUGGCCACAGACCAUGCUCUAGAGUAGCAGGAUCACCAGCAAAGAUAUAUUAUAGAGUGUGUGUGUAUAUAUAUAUAUAUGUAUGUAU
Messenger RNA from Oncorhynchus tshawytscha (Chinook salmon), 4329 nucleotides. Its product is annotated as protein Aster-B. Gene Ontology annotation, molecular function: sterol binding; sterol transfer activity. The record is from RefSeq and is a predicted model, not a curated record. Bases 879 to 3656 code for a protein of 925 amino acids. Lineage: Eukaryota; Metazoa; Chordata; Actinopteri; Salmoniformes; Salmonidae. Gene Ontology annotation, biological process: intracellular sterol transport. Gene Ontology annotation, cellular component: plasma membrane; endoplasmic reticulum membrane; endoplasmic reticulum-plasma membrane contact site. The transcript has 22 exons.